This is a messenger RNA of Linum tenue, 3619 nucleotides long. The record is from the annotation of a GenBank genome assembly. NCBI's taxonomy places the organism in Eukaryota, Viridiplantae, Streptophyta, Magnoliopsida, Malpighiales, Linaceae.
UAAAACAACUCAUCAAAAAAUCAAAGGUUAAGAUUUCCAAUUCCCUAAAUCCUGGCAACGGCCCACUCUCUGUAGCGUGUCCAGUCCAGCCCAGGAAAGUGGGCUCAUGCUCCUUCACGCUGUGCUCACAUGUACCCAAUGAUUUCCCCCCUCCCUCCCUCCCUCUCCCCUCCUUUAUAUCUCUGCUUCUCCCCCAACCACUGCAGCACAGCAGUAGUUCACUCAUUACUGAGAGAGGGAACUAGCAGAAGAAGAUGAAGUUGCUCUCUCCCCCUCACUCCUCUUCAACAAUCCUUCUCCUUCUCCUUCUCUGCUUCCAUGGCGCCGUCGCCUCUUCCAACUCUUCUUCCUCCUCCACUUCAAAAAUCGGGAAAGGCUACCGCCUAAUCUCCAUUGAAGAAACUCACGACGGAGGAUUCCUCGGCCACCUUCAAGUCAAGCAGAAGAACAAAAUCUAUGGCGCCGAUAUCCCCACGCUCCAGCUCUUCGUCAAGCACGAAACGGACGACCGGCUGCGGGUUCACAUCACGGACGCGGAGAAGCAGAGGUGGGAGGUGCCGUACAACCUCCUCCCCCGGGACCAGCCGCCGGCGGCGAAGCAGACGAUAGGGAGGUCGAGGAAGAACCUAGUCGGCGUCCAGGACUACACGACAUCCGGGGAGCUGAUCUUCAGCUACACGGCGGACCCGUUCAGCUUCGCGGUGAGGAGGAAGUCGAACGGGCAGACUCUGUUCAACACCAGCUCCGGCGAAUCCGACGACCCGUUCGGCGCCAUGGUGUUCAAGGACCAGUACCUGGAGAUAUCCACCAAGCUUCCCGAGGACGCGUCGCUGUACGGCCUCGGGGAGAACACGCAGCCGCACGGGAUCAAGCUGUACCCGGGAGAUCCGUACACCCUGUACACGACGGACAUCUCGGCGAUUAAUUUGAAUGCGGAUCUGUACGGGUCGCACCCGGUUUACAUGGACCUCCGGAAGGUGGACGGGAAGCCGUACGCCCACGGGGUUUUGCUGCUGAACAGCAACGGGAUGGAUGUGUUCUACAAGGGGAACUCGCUGACGUACAAGGUCAUUGGGGGCGUUUUCGACUUUUACUUCUUCGCCGGUCCGAGUCCUUUGGGGGUCGUCGAUCAGUACACUUCCUUGGUUGGCAGACCCGCUCCCAUGCCUUACUGGGCUUUCGGAUUCCACCAAUGCAGAUGGGGGUAUCACAACCUCUCAGUAGUUGAAGAUGUGGUCGACAACUACAAGAAGGCCAAGAUUCCACUCGACGUGAUCUGGAACGACGAUGAUCACAUGGAUUUCCACAAGGACUUCACCUUGAGCCCCAUCAGCUACCCUCGUGAGAAGCUGCGAGCCUUCUUGGACAAGAUCCACGGCAUCGGGAUGAAGUACAUUGUCAUCAUUGAUCCCGGGAUCAACGUCAAUUCCACUUACGGCGUGUACAACAGAGGCAUUGCAGAUGACGUUUUCAUCAAGUACGAAGGCCAGCCUUUCUUGGCUCAAGUCUGGCCCGGAGCAGUCAACUUCCCUGACUUCCUCAACCCUAAAACUGUCUCCUGGUGGGGGGAUGAGAUCCGCCGCUUCCACGACAUGGUCCCUGUCGACGGCCUUUGGAUCGACAUGAAUGAAGCUUCCAACUUCUGCUCUGGACUGUGCACUAUCCCCAAGGGGAAGAAGUGUCCGACGGGGACCGGCCCGGGUUGGGAUUGUUGCUUGGAUUGCAAGAACAUUACCAAGACGAGGUGGGAUGAUCCUCCUUAUAAGAUCAAUGCUUCAGGAUUGCAAGCGCCGAUCGGUUUCAAGACUAUAGCCACCAGUGCCGUUCAUUACAAUGGCGUAUUGGAGUACGACGCACACAGUCUGUACGGAUUCUCACAAUCCAUUGCUACUCACAAGGCUCUUCAGGAUCUUCAGGGCAAGCGCCCAUUCAUCUUGUCGCGCUCCACCUACGUUGGAUCAGGGAAAUACGCUGCCCAUUGGACGGGAGACAACCAGGGGAAUUGGGAGAAUUUGAAGUACUCCAUUUCCACAAUGCUCAACUUUGGCAUCUUUGGUGUGCCGAUGGUUGGUUCAGAUAUAUGUGGGUUCUAUCCCGCUCCGACGGAGGAGCUCUGCAACCGCUGGAUCGAAGUAGGGGCUUUCUACCCAUUUUCCAGGGAUCACGCCAACUUCUACUCCCCAAGGCAGGAGCUUUACCAGUGGGAAUCUGUUGCCGAGUCCGCAAGAAACGCUCUCGGCUUGAGGUACAAGCUUCUGCCAUAUCUCUACUCGUUGAGCUACGAUGCUCACAUGACCGGAGCACCCAUCGCCAGGCCGCUUUUCUUCUCCUUCCCUACCUACACCGACUGUUACGGGUUGAGCACGCAGUUCUUGCUAGGCAGCAGCCUCAUGAUUUCUCCGGUGCUCGAGCAAGGGAAGUCGCAAGUAAAGGCGUUGUUCCCUCCCGGAUCGUGGUACAGCAUGUCCGACAUGUCUCAAGCCAUCGAAUCGAAGGGCGAGUACUACACACUGGACGCGCCAUUGCACUUCAUCAACGUGCACGUGUAUCAGAACACCAUUUUGCCGAUGCAGAGGGGCGGAAUGAUUUCGAAGGACGCCAGGAUGACGCCGUUCAGCCUCGUGGUUACUUUCCCUGCUGGGGCAACCGACGGAGCGGAAGCGAAAGGGAGUCUGUUUAUGGACAACGAUGAGCUUCCGGAGAUGAAGCUUGGGAAUGGCGAGUCGACGUACAUCGAGUUCUAUGCCACUGUGAGCAACGGGAGCGUGAAGUUGUGGUCGGAAGUUCAGGAAGGUAAGUUUGCGCUGGGGAAAGGGUUGAUUAUUGAGAAGGUAUCGGUGUUGGGACUGGGCGGAAGUGGGUCGCCGUCGGAUGUCGAAGUCGGCGGGAAUGCAGUCUCUGUCACGGUGGCUUCGAAGGUUCAGGUGAGGUCGGUGGAGCAGAUCGACGGCGGAGAUGAAAAGGGGAAUACUAAGAGUAUGAUGGUGGAGGUGAGUGGGUUGGAGAUUCCGGUGGGGAAGAACUUUGCUAUGACGUGGCACAUGGGAUUGUAAGUCUUGUCUGCUCGUAAGGUUAUUAGCUGUUCGAGUGGAGAAGAUGAUCAGAUGAUGUACUGCAUUUUGUAUCUUAGAGUAUGUGGCAGUGAAUCGGGUUUUAAUUAGGCGAGUAUUUUGUUGUUUCUGGGCGGGUUUCUCUCAAUUGUUAGGCAGUUAAGUUUGCUUGGAGAGAAGAAGAGAUUUGAGCAAUGGAAAAGACUCGCCUCUCAUUCUUCCCCUUGCAAGCUAAGUUACUUUCAGUGAGUGUUUAGAUUUUUCUAUCUUAUUGCUUAGAUGAGCAUUCUGCUGCCAUGGAAGUUGAUGAUGAAGAAAUGUCAGGUUCCUUCGGUUUUAUAAAUGGCUUCCUUACCUCUGUAUCCUUAACCAGCAUGUUGUAGUUCAUAUUGGGACCUUGACCCAAACCAUGGCAUCCACUUAAGACUAGCUUUGUGCCCGCGUUUGGGGAGGUUGGCCUAUGCUUUUGUUUUGUGUGCUUUGUAGCUUAGAUACUGUGGGAACUCUAUGAUUUUAUAUUUGAACUGUUAUUAAUAUACUAGUGAUGUAAACGACCACUUCUACUAUGC